GCCACCUUCUUCCUUCCCUGCCUCUUCUUCUUCACGGCAGCAACAGCCAGCAGGGAGCUUCCUCCCCUCCCAUGGCCGCCCAGCUUCCCUCCGGUGUCGGCUGUCCAGCAGAUGUCGAGCGCCUCCCUCUGCCCCCUGUGCUUGGCGCUCCCCCCCUCGGCUCCUUCCUGCAUGGACGAGCUCCAUCUCUGCAGCAGCCGAGCACCUCCACAACCAUGGCGUCCCCUGCCCUUCUCCUCCCAUGGAAGCGAGCCCCACUUCCCCUGCAGGCGAGCAGCAACUUCGGCCAACAGAGGACAGCGACUCCCCUCUCCCAGCUCAGCCUCGCCAUCACGCAGGGAAUGGAUGGCGCCCAGAAAAUCCACGCAGCCGGCCCCCUUCCUCCCUGCGCCUAGCUCUCCUUUCUACUACGCAGCAUCUCCCUCCCCCAAGCCCCUGCGCGCGCACAGCAGCGGAUCCCCAGCGCCCUCCCUGUUCAUCUUCCUCGCAGUCAGCCUCCCUCCCCGGCUGCUGCUCGUCCCCUCCAUCCUUUUUCCCCUAGUGCGGCAGCGAGGAGCCCCUACUCGGUCAGCUGCCAUGGCGUCCAAGUUUUCUGCGCAGCAAUGCCGGUUCAAAAAAAACAGCAGCCAUGAGAUCCCGUCCGUAUCGCUUGCAUUGACCCGAUUUGCGCAGCGCCUGCGCGCCGUCGUCGAAACCCGUGCUAGCCGUCAAUGCCAGUCGUCGCGCACGCGUGUUCGAUACAAGACCGGUCGGGUGCACCACGUGCUUGCACAACUCAAAUCCAAUCCCGUUCAGGUUGAUUGA
Zea mays is the source of this 804-nucleotide messenger RNA. RefSeq lists its product as uncharacterized. Bases 112 to 804 code for a protein of 230 amino acids. Lineage: Eukaryota; Viridiplantae; Streptophyta; Magnoliopsida; Poales; Poaceae. The record is from RefSeq and is a predicted model, not a curated record. The transcript is spliced from 2 exons.